UUAACAUACCUCUCUUUUUAGAAGUCCCUCAAACCGGAAAUGAAGCUCAGCUCAGUUGCAAUUUCUUUUGGGUUCCUUACUGUGCUAAUAAGCUGUGUAUGGAGGCUGCUGAAUUGGGUGUGGUUGAGACCGAAGAGGUUAGAGAGAUGCCUUAGAGAGCAAGGCCUGGCUGGGAAUUCGUAUAGGCUAUUACAAGGGGACUCCAAAGAGAUGUCCAGGAUGAUGAAGGAAGCAUAUUCAAGACCCAUCAGCCUCUCCGAUGAUAUUGUUCAGCGUGUUCUGCCCUUCCAUUGUCAUUUCAUUAAGAAAUAUGGUAAAAAUUUCUUUACAUGGGUGGGUCCAAGUCCAAGGGUAAACAUUAUGGAGCCUGAGCUAAUGAGGGAUGUUUUGUUGAAGUCCAAUAUCUUUCAAAAGACACCCUCACACCCGUUGGUCAAGUUGCUGGUUUCUGGUCUAGUGGCCUUGGAAGGUGAACAAUGGGCCAAACGUAGAAAGAUCAUCAACCCAGCUUUCCAUCCAGAAAAGUUGAAGAAUAUGUUAUCGGCAUUUCAUUUGAGUUGUAGCGACAUGGUGAACAAAUGGAAGAAGCUUUCGGUGGAGGGAUCAUGUGAGUUGGAUGUUUGGCCCUAUCUUGAAAAUUUGACAGGGGAUGUGAUUUCUCGGACAGCAUUUGGCAGUAGCUACGAAGAAGGAAUAAGGAUAUUCCAACUCCAGAAAGAACAGACAUAUCUUGCAAUCAAGGUUGCAAUGUCAGUUUAUAUCCCAGGAUGGAGGUUUUUUCCCACAAAGACGAACAAGAGGAUGAAGCAAAUAAGCAAAGAAGUACAUGCAUUGUUGGGGGGCAUCAUCAACAAAAGGGAGAAGGCAAUGGAGGCUGGCGAAACUGCUAAUAGUGACUUAUUAGGUAUAUUAAUGGAAUCCAAUUUUAGAGAAAUUCAAGAACAUCAAAAUAACACGAAGAUUGGAAUGAGUGCCAAAGAUGUCAUUGAUGAAUGUAAGCUAUUCUAUCUUGCUGGCCAAGAGACAACCUCAGUUUUGCUUUUAUGGACAAUGGUCCUGCUAAGCCAACAUCCAGACUGGCAAGCUCGUGCAAGAGAAGAGGUUUUACAGGUUUUUGGGAAUAACAAACCUGAAAAUGAUGGCUUAAACCACCUAAAAAUUGUUACCAUGAUUUUUCAUGAGGUUCUUAGGUUAUAUCCACCAGUAACAGUGCUUACCAGAAUGGUUUCUAAGGACACUCAAGUGGGAGACAUGUAUUUUCCAGCCGGAGUGCAGGUCUCUUUGCCCACCAUCCUAGUUCACCAUGAUCAUGAAAUUUGGGGAGACGAUGCAAAGGAGUUUAAUCCAGAGAGGUUUGCUGAAGGAGUUUCAAAGGCAACAAAAAACCAAGUUUCAUUUUUACCAUUCGGUUGGGGUCCUCGGGUGUGCAUUGGACAAAAUUUUGCAAUGAUGGAGGCAAAAAUAGCUUUGGCAAUGAUCUUACAACGCUUCUCAUUUGAACUUUCGCCAUCCUAUGCUCAUGCUCCUUACAGUCUUAUAACUAUCCAACCCCAAUAUGGUGCACACCUGAUUCUACGUGGACUUUAGUAUUGAGACACAUAUUGAAGGAAAUUUGUGUUCGAUACUGCUAAUGUAUUAUAAUAGAUAUCAUUGUGUGGGGGUGAUUAUUAAUAUCUUCUUUGAUGUCAUAUUUGGUUUUAAGCUACAUUGUAAGAACAUGUAAAUCUUAAUGAUGAUUUUACAACGAGAUGUGAAUUUAUCUAUUUUUUCA
Vitis vinifera (wine grape) is the source of this 1771-nucleotide messenger RNA. RefSeq names its product cytochrome P450 CYP72A219. The record is from RefSeq and is a predicted model, not a curated record. Lineage: Eukaryota; Viridiplantae; Streptophyta; Magnoliopsida; Vitales; Vitaceae. Bases 40 to 1587 code for a protein of 515 amino acids. The transcript is spliced from 5 exons. Gene Ontology annotation, molecular function: heme binding; monooxygenase activity; oxidoreductase activity, acting on paired donors, with incorporation or reduction of molecular oxygen.